Messenger RNA from Prorocentrum cordatum, 1502 nucleotides. The record is from the annotation of a GenBank genome assembly. Lineage: Eukaryota; Dinophyceae; Prorocentrales; Prorocentraceae.
AAACUAAUAAUACCAACGCGGCUUGGAGGCACGCGGAGUCUUCGAAUGCCACAAUCUCUCGCGGGGUGAGGCAGCCGUCUCGGCUUUAUAUGGAACAAGCUACUCAGACAGCUCAGGAGAUGUAAACGAGAACGCGCAGCAAUUCACAAUUUCUAACUCGGCGACCAGCCGAUGCUGGGGAAAUCCAGGAGGCGCUGGGAGGGGCCUAGGUAGGCCCCACCAAGCCGAACCAGGCCCUGGGGAAUACCGCGCCGACGAGUAGGGCGCCCAGGCAGCACAGACGCAACGGAAUUCAACUGCAGCAGGGGAGGAAAAAGGGGAGAGGGAAGGGCGACGGCAGCGGCAGCAAGCGGCCUCACGCCUGGUGCAACCAGGCAUUGACGUAAAUGAACCACAGCAACGACGCGGACUCCAGAAUGAGAGCCGGGAGAAGGUCACUGGCAUCAAGCGAGUCAGUCACAGUCACCAGGCGAGGCCUGCUGUCAAACAGAAUUGUCUAACGGAGACCUGCUGUCAAACAAAUCUGUCUAACAGAAUGUUGGCCGUGUCCAACGGUUGCCCGAGUUUCCCUGGCUAUAUCUCAGACUCCCACCAGGCAAGCACAUGAAAAAUAACUGGGGCUCCCGUCGCUGACUUCGAGUCACAUCAUAGUGAGACACGGCAGGCCAAUCCACGAGAGGGCACAUGAGCUCUGAAUCAUAGCUUCCAUCGCCGACGGGGGGGGCGGCUCCGAUUGCGCGCUCGGCGCCCAGCUGGAUGAGGGCCGCCCCCAGCAGGUGCUUCAAACGCGUGCCCGAAGGCAAGCGUUGCCCUUCUGAUUCGCUGCUCAGCGUCGUCAUGCCGAUGUCCGCUAGAUGAAUGUGUAGCUUCUGCUUGUUCUGUUCGUAGCACUUGGUGAGUCGAAACAGCCUGAGCUGGCUCCAAAUAUUAUCCAUGCCGGCCCGCGAGUAGAAGGUUUGAUGCCACUUGUUGGCCUCUGCGUAGUUGAGCUGUCCGAUUGCGCCCCCACGCUCGAAGAGUGCGCUCGCGAACCCAUUGAAGAUAUGCAGGUGAGGGGGGCCCGGCUGGCGGCCGCGACCCCCUUGUUUGACAUGGGUCGAGUAAUGGGGGCCUGCUGCGAGCGCCUCCUCGAUCUCUGGCAGGCUGGGCCCCGCGAAGUACGUCUCCACGCCCACGGCCCAGAGAUCUCGAACUGCUCGGCUGCAAACCAACGUUUGUUUGGUAUGAACUGGCAGCAGCGCUUCCUGCUUUCGAUUGAAUCCUGCGUCCUUGAGAGCGCCGAGCCCCGUGUUCCGACCUUUGCAGCGCGACGGGGUUUGCCGCUGGAUCCCCUGCCUCCGUCUCCUUUGUUGGAGUCGGACUUGGCGGGCUUGGGGGGCUGAGAACCGUCUGCGACAGCUGGGGCGGAGCAGCAGUCUCUGGCAUCGCGGCGCGCGGAACACGGAGGUGGGCGUUCGUCUCGAAUGUGAGCCUGAAGCUGGUCAAGGUUGGGCCAGUAAGAU